UCUCUUGGGCCGGAAGACUGCAUCGACUUCUACGAAAAUCCAUAUACAGCGCUGGGAAAGCUACAAGAUGCUGGCAAGAGAAAAGAACAACUCGAAUCACCAGUGUCGACAGAGAAGCCGGCCGAUAAUAGAAUCAGUGACAUCAGUAACAUCAGUGACACCAACGACAUCAAUGGCAUCGACUGGCACGAAUACGAUCCACCUACAGCACUUAGAAAGACGCCCAACGUGACGUCCCAGAUCCUCCUAGACAUUAUCGUCACCUCGAUUGAAAACGUCAAAGCACGAGUCAGCGAAGAGCAACGUCUGAAGAAAGAGGCCGCAGAGGAGGCUGCUCGUCGGACAGCGGAAGAGAAACAAAAGGCGAAGGGAAAGGAGCCUUAUUUGCCCAUCCUCAUUCCGUCCGAGGAAUCCCCAGCCGAACCAUUAAAUACUAGUGUCAAAUAUUCUAAGGAUUUGGUCAUGUCCGGGGCGGUGCCAGAUUUCAUUCUCUUGGGCCCCCCGGGAGUCCCAGCCAAAGAAGAGAAGCGUCGAAAGUUUGCUCUACGCAAUCUAUUCCAGCGCAGUCCAGAAGGCGGGGAAAGCAGCGCAGCUGGACGGGCUCGUGAAGCUCUUCAACACAAACUACAGUCUAAGAUUAUGUCUUUUUGUUUCUUGUUUGGUUUCUUGUUUGGUUUCUUCGAGCUAAUCGCCCCUCUUUCUCUUUCUAGUGAAUGCGUUUCAUGCCUCGACGACGUCCCCGUGAAAGAUACAAUCAAGGUUCCAUGCCACAGCUACUGCCGCGACUGCUUUGUUCGUCUAAUAACAGCAGCAGUUCAAAACGAACAGCAGUGGCCGCCUAAAUGCUGCCUAAAUCAGAUCCCCUUCAAGACUGUUCUAAAAAAUAUUCCCGACGACCUUAAGAAGACGUUCCAUGAAAGGUCAUCGGAGUGGGAAAUCCCUGUCAGCGAGCGAGUAUACUGUCAUGUUCCUGACUGUGGCGUUUGGAUCAAGCCUGGCAAGAUUAGUCUCGCCCGGCGUCAAGCCCGCUGUGAACGCAAUCACAUCACUUGCACCAUCUGCCGAGGCCAAGCACACGGAAACGACGACUGUCCCCAGGAUCAAGAUUUGAACUUGACCAACCUGCUAGCAGAGGAAGAAGGCUGGAAGCAUUGCUAUUCUUGUCAUGCAUUGGUGGAACACAAAGAAGCCUGCCAACAUAUGACGUGCAGAUGCGGUGCUCAGUUCUGUUACGUCUGCGGGCUACGUUGGAGAACCUGCGGGUGUACAAUGGAACAGCUACGUGCUGUCAAAGAGGCGGCCGAAACUCGCAGGGGCCAGAGGCUGAUUAACGAAAGAGCUGAAGCAGAGGAGCUGCGCGAGAUUCUCGCCCAGAUUGAGGAGUUUGAGCGCCAAGAAGCUUGGAGACUCGAGAUAGAAAGGCUUGAGCAAGAAAGGCUUGAGCUGGAACGAUGGCAAGCCGAAGUCGAGGAAAGGCUUAAAAUGGAACAGAUCCGCCGCCAAGAGGUUGAGAUCAAGUACCAGCAACUGCGCGAGAUGCUGGAUGAGCUUCAUGAGCUUCAACAGGUCAUGGCUGAAUCGAAGCAAGACGAUAAUACCAGAGACCUUGCCUCCGAAGCUGAAUUAGCAAAGAAACAACUCUUGGAGAGGCAAAAGGCUGAGCGUGAUAAUCUUGACUCGCUGAUGUUGAUCAAACUCAGAGCCAGGGAAGAUAAAUACACCAAGGAAUAUGCUGCUCGAGCGGCUCUAGAGCAUCAAUUGGAGGAGGAUUAUCUGGCACAGCUUCGUGACUUUUGGGCCGAUAAAGUCGACGGGGAUGAACAAGUUGAAGCAAGCAUGCUGCCCUUGCGCCAGCGGAUGGAUCAGGCAUACCGGGCGUGGCAGAGGUGGAAGGACGAUCAAAUGCACCAUUUUCAGACCAAGCUCGAGGACGAGCGGACUGUGAAGGAGGAGCUCAUGUAUAGCGCGAGGAAGAGAAUGGACGCAUCGUAUGUGGACAAGGAGACGGAGUUGAUGAAGCGAAUGGUGGCGGAAAAGAAGUGGAUUCAAGAGGUGAUUUUAGAGCGUGAGCGAUUGCUGGUCGGAAUGGAGCUUCGGGAGACUGAAGACGACGCGGACAGCUUGUUCGCCGCUGAGACCAAUGAG
Messenger RNA from Trichoderma virens Gv29-8, 2145 nucleotides. RefSeq lists its product as uncharacterized. Gene Ontology annotation, molecular function: zinc ion binding; ubiquitin protein ligase activity; ubiquitin conjugating enzyme binding. The transcript is spliced from 2 exons. NCBI's taxonomy places the organism in Eukaryota, Fungi, Ascomycota, Sordariomycetes, Hypocreales, Hypocreaceae. Gene Ontology annotation, biological process: positive regulation of proteasomal ubiquitin-dependent protein catabolic process; protein polyubiquitination; ubiquitin-dependent protein catabolic process. The annotation marks the transcript as partial. Gene Ontology annotation, cellular component: cytoplasm; ubiquitin ligase complex. The record is from RefSeq and is a predicted model, not a curated record.